This is a messenger RNA of Poecilia latipinna (sailfin molly), 2050 nucleotides long. RefSeq names its product vesicle-associated membrane protein 2-like. Gene Ontology annotation, cellular component: membrane. The record is from RefSeq and is a predicted model, not a curated record. The transcript has 5 exons. The coding region runs from base 252 to 611 and encodes 119 amino acids. Lineage: Eukaryota; Metazoa; Chordata; Actinopteri; Cyprinodontiformes; Poeciliidae. Gene Ontology annotation, biological process: vesicle-mediated transport.
CAUGACGGACAUAUUUUGGUUUCUUUCAUCUGCGCAAUAGUGUUUUUCUUUCUUCAGUCUGAGUAAAGAAAAGAAAACAAAACGAAAAGGUGAAUUGAGACAUCAGCUAAAAAGGAAACCAGAAGUCAUACUCCAUUUUUUUAUUUUUUAUUUUUUUGCAUUUAACCAGCAGGGAUCACUCUCUCUGCUCUCAUCACCCUCACUCUUCAUCAGCCCGUCUCUCAGAUAAUCCUCAUCGUCCUGCCGCUGAGAUGUCGACUCCAGAUGCAGCAGGCACUCCUGGAGCUCCAGGGGGUCCGGAAGGUGAGGGAGGCCCUCCGGCUCCGGCCCCAAACCUGACCAGCAACAGACGGCUGCAGCAGACGCAGGCUCAGGUGGACGAGGUGGUGGACAUCAUGCGUGUGAAUGUGGACAAAGUCCUGGAGAGAGACCAGAAGCUGUCAGAACUCGACGACCGGGCCGACGCCUUGCAGGCCGGAGCCUCGCAGUUCGAGAGCAGCGCCGCCAAGCUCAAGAACAAGUACUGGUGGAAAAACUGCAAGAUGAUGAUCAUGAUGGCGGUUAUAGGAGUUAUAUGUGUCGGCGUCGUCUUCUUAUAUUUCUUCUACUGAGCUGCUUUUCAAGAAUGGAGAUGCAAGUCCCAGGACGAGUCUGCACCAACGAACGCUACCGCACCAAACCGAGUCUUUCCUCAGUGCGCCUCCUCUUCCUCAGCGACCUCUAUGCAUGGCCUUUAAUGUGCUCCUCCUGUCCUCUUUGCAAUGAGCAGGUUUACAGAUUAAAACAAAGGGUCACUAUAAUCAGUUGGUUUUGUUUGGGUGAGUUGUAGAAAGUCAGAAAGGUUUAUGGAUUUAAGAUUCAUGACAGAAAAAUUAGCCAACGUGACGUAACCUCUGUUUUAUCUAAAUCGCAUCACUUCCUGAAGCUGGCAGCUUCAUGUUUUGGAUUCAGUCACGAAUCAGUGGAGUUCCUUCUGCCUCUUUCAAGAGUAUUUGGAGCUGUAACCUUUAUUUCACAGAAGCCACUGUCAUACAAUAACUACUUAGUAGUUUUAUAAAUAAUUGACAUGGUCAAAAUUAUGUCAAGCUUUUUGAAUUCUGAAGCAGCUUUGAGCAUUAAGGUGCAGCAGAAUCACAGCAUGUCAUUGACAUAAAUGUCCUUCCAGUCCUUGCCUAUUGAAAUUAUGUGAAAAAUGUCAUGUUUUGUGUGUUGAGCCAAAGAGAACCACUGAUAAGAGAAGCAGAGUGUUUGUGGCCGAUUGUAGAUUAGAAUUUUACUCCUAUUAUAUUACAAAGAAAUCAAGUUGUGCACCUGGUAAGACUAACAUCUAUAUACAUCAUAUGGGUUAUUUUUAAGGAACACUAAAAGACAGCCACACCUAAAAUAUAUUGCUGUAUACGCUGUUAAAACAUGGCUGAAACUCCGAGCCCUUGCUGUACGUCAGUGUCACUCUGUUGGUGCUGCUACUGAUUUUAAACAACCCAACUUCUGUUUGAACCGUUUUCUGUUUGCUUUCACCCGUCCUGUGUUUAACUUCUGUGUUGUGAGUCGACUUGUAGUUUCCAUGCUUUGGAUGUGCAACACAUUAGUUCCCAGAACUUUUUUUUGUUGAAUUUUCAUGGAUGAAAACACUCAUUUAUGCUAUGUACCGUUGAAAUGAAUACGUUUAAUUCCAGACUGGCUGCUUGACACUUCGAGAAAAUUCUAAUAAAUUAGUAUUUGCUUUCAAUUGUCUUUUCUCUACUAGGAUGUUUUGUACCAAACUUGAGUUUCAUCAUGUAAAGUUGAGGUUAUUUUUUUAAUACUGUUUUUGAUCAACUCAGAUUACCAAAAUUAACUGUUUUUGCUAAAUUCCUGAACAGUAAGCAAAGUGAUAUUUUAAAGCUAAGUACUAUUUCUUUUUCUUAUUUUAUUUCAGCCAUCAAAACCAAACAAAAAACUUUAUUACAUUUUUUUAUUUAGGUCCCAAAAAAACCAUCAUAAUAACAUUAUAUCAAUAAUAUUAAUAAAGAAAUUGAAAAAAAAAAAAAAAAAAAAAAGGCGGAAAAUA